AUGCAUCCCCCCAUGAAACUACCAGAUGACCUAACACCGCAUCACAUGGACACCAUCCCAAUUCUCUCAUCACUGCUUUCUCGGCUCUCGAACCCAUCAUCCACAAACCAAAGCGGAUUAGCUGCACCUUCUUACACCUCUAGCCCAUCUCAGCUCUGUAAUAGUACGGGACAACUUUCUGCCAAAGAUAUACCACCAGCUACAGACGAGCUGAAGCAACAAUUACAAAAAGCUCAUCUUCAGAUUAAGCAAUUACCAGACAUAGAUAGAACGAUUAGCGAGCAAGAAGAGGAAAUUGUGGAACUGGAGGAAAAAAUAUCACAGCAGCGAGAGGUUAUCAAGAAACUACGCGUCCUGGGUAAAGCAACAAGUGAAACUAAAGAAAUGUUAGAGCAAAUAGAAGACGUCGUCCACUAA
Blumeria graminis f. sp. triticale is the source of this 417-nucleotide messenger RNA. The record is from the annotation of a GenBank genome assembly. Lineage: Eukaryota; Fungi; Ascomycota; Leotiomycetes; Helotiales; Erysiphaceae.